AUGUUUUUAAUUUAUUGUUCCACCAUCAAGAAAGAGUUGAGAGAAGAUUUGUUUCUUGGAGAAUUGUUUGGGAAUGAAUUGAACUUCUUAUGGGGAAAGAAGGAAUCAUCAGCAAGUAAUAGCACUGAUAAUUCUUCAUCAUCCAAUAAUAAUAAUUUACCAAAUUCUAACAAUAAUCAAGAAGGAACAACACAGAUUCAAAACAGUGAAAGACAACCAAUGAAUAAGCAGCAACCAAAGGGAAAGAUGAAAAUUGUCAAGGUCAAACCAGAUGGUAAUUGUUUAUUUAGGGCAAUAUCUAUGGGUCUGUAUGGAACUGAAUCGAAACACAUGGAUGUGAGAUAUAUGGCAGUGGAUUGGAUGAGAAAGAAUUUGGACACUAAAAUUGAGGGAUGUGGAGAGACACUUGAGAAGAAUGUUAAUGUCUGGUAUUUGGGGUGA
Molecule: messenger RNA, 441 nt
Organism: Naegleria gruberi
Lineage: Eukaryota; Heterolobosea; Eutetramitea; Acrasida; Naegleriidae
Exons: 2
Coding region: 1-441 (146 amino acids)
Biological process (GO): protein deubiquitination
Molecular function (GO): cysteine-type deubiquitinase activity
Source: RefSeq, a predicted model, not a curated record